AUGAGUCGCUGGGCUGGGUUACUUCAGCGCGUGCAGAAGGAGGAGGUCGUGAAAAAUGAAGCAAAGAGUGGGAAGAGUGUAGCGGAGGUGAAGAAGAAACUAAACUGGAAGGAGUGGAUUGUGGACCCAUCGGAGGAGUUUUAUUACACGUGGUUGCAGCUGAUGGUCUUCCCUGUGCUCUACAACUGGGUGAUGAUCAUCUGCAGGACCUGUUUCUACGAUACUGAGAAAAACUAUCUGGUGCUGUGGCUUACCAUUGACUACAUCUCAGACCUUCUCUAUGUAGUUGAUAUUAUAAUCAGGUUUCGCACAGGUUUUCUGGAGCAGGGCAUCCUGGUGCGAGACCCUGCUCUUCUGCGACAACGCUACCUGUGGUCCUCCCAGUUCCUGUGGGACGUUGUGUCCGUCCUGCCCACAGAUCUAUUAUACCUGUGGCUUGGAAUCCACUGCCCGCUGGUGCGUGUCAACCGCUUCCUGCGUGCCCCACGGUUGGGAGAGGCCUUCGACCGCAUGGAAACCCGCACCUCUUAUCCCAACACCUUUCGUAUUUCAAAACUCAUGCUCUACAUCUUUGUUCUCAUCCACUGGAACUCCUGCCUCUUCUUUGCACUCUCGGGCUACAUCGGCUUUGGUUCAGAUGAAUGGGUUUACCCCAACAUCUCUGACCCUAAUUUUGCUUCGGAGCGUCGGCAGUAUUUCUACUGCUUCUGGUUUUCCACACUCAUCCUGACCACAGUGGGGGACACACCGACCCCAGAAAAGGAGGAGGAGUUCCUGUUCAUGGUUGCUGACAUGCUGAUUGCCGUACUGGUGUUUGCCUCUGUGGUGGGCAAUGUGGGAAGUGUGAUCAACAACCUGCGGGACCGCGAUAAUGUAUUCUUUCCCAACCACGAGCUGGUCAGGAGUUACCUAAGAAGCCGAUGGAUUGACAGGGCCCUGCGUGCACGAGUCGACGGCUGGUACCAGCACCUGCACAUCAACAAGAAGAUCACCCGAGAGAACGAGAUCCUGCAACAACUUCCUACCCGGCUCCGCACCACCAUUGCUGUCAGUGUGCACCUUCCCACCCUCUCCAAGGUCACCAUUUUUCAGAACUGCGAGACCAGUCUCCUGGAGGAAUUGGUCCUGAAGCUCACACCACAGGUGUACAGCCCAGGUGAGUAUGUGUGCAAGAAGGGGGACGUGGGACACGAGAUGUACAUCAUCAAGGAGGGCAAGCUGGCCGUGGUGGCUGAUGACGGGGUCACGCAGUUUGCUGUCCUGGGUGAGGGCAACUUCUUUGGAGAGAUAAGCAUCCUUAACAUCAAAGGGAAUAAAUCAGGGAACCGCCGCACAGCAAACAUCCGCAGCAUUGGCCACUCGGACCUCUUCAGUCUGUCCAAGGAGGACUUGACAGAGGUGUUGGCUGAGUUUCCUGCAGCCAAGCGGCUGCUGGAGGAGAAAGGCAGACAGAUCCUCAUGAAAAUGGGAAUGUUGGAAGAAACAGCUGGGGGAGAUGGCGCUCAGGAGGAAGAGAAGAUGGAAAGGAAAGUGGAGCGCAUGGAGAACAGUCUGGAAGCACUGCAGACAAAGCUGGCAAGGCUGAUGGCUGAACUGGAGUCCAGCACUCACAAGAUGGAGGCAAGGGUGCUGCUGCUAGAAAAAGAGAUGGAGGAAAGGGAGGCAACGGCAGAGAAGAGAAAGGCCACGAAGAGGCAGAGUAAAGGUGGCGUGAAAAAAGAAGCUGCGGAGCUUCCGGACGGAGACUGCCAUGGAGAGGCAAGUGAGCAAAUGAAAGAUGAGGCCUCAGUUAGAGCUGCAUCUGGAGGUGUUGUAAGGUAUCAUGGAGAAGAUAGACACUGUAAGAGCAUGCACCUGGAGAACGCAGCGGAGAAUGGAGGAGAAACAGAAGAGGAACCCAUAGAAGAAACUAAAAAGGAGAAAAUGGCAUAA
This is a messenger RNA of Scleropages formosus (Asian bonytongue), 1932 nucleotides long. RefSeq names its product cyclic nucleotide gated channel subunit alpha 4 (gene cnga4). NCBI's taxonomy places the organism in Eukaryota, Metazoa, Chordata, Actinopteri, Osteoglossiformes, Osteoglossidae. Gene Ontology annotation, molecular function: voltage-gated potassium channel activity; intracellularly cAMP-activated cation channel activity; protein-containing complex binding. The record is from RefSeq and is a predicted model, not a curated record. Gene Ontology annotation, biological process: monoatomic cation transmembrane transport; potassium ion transport. The transcript is spliced from 6 exons. The coding region runs from base 1 to 1932 and encodes 643 amino acids. Gene Ontology annotation, cellular component: plasma membrane; intracellular cyclic nucleotide activated cation channel complex.